CGAGACGGAAGCCAGGCACUUUUUCUGAUUUCUGCCCCGAGGGGGACGUCAUUUCGGCCACGCCGUGUUUGAGAUAAUAAGAAAAUGUCUUCCCGGGCUCAGCGCGGCAGUCUGGGAUUCUGGUAUUCUCACCACUGCUCACCACCAUGGCCGAAGAUCGCAGCCUAACCGUGCGUGCGGUUGCCGCGGUCUUCCUGGCCCUGGCAACCAUCACGACCGUCCUGCGAUGCUAUGUGCGUCUUCGGAUCGUCAAGGCUUUUGGCUGGGACGAUGGGAUUAUGGUCUUGGCCUACAUCUUCUAUGUCUUCUUCUCCGCUUGUAUGAUUGGUGGUAGUCUUUGGGGGACAGGCCAACAUCUCAAUCAACUGGAUAACCACCAUCGCGUGACCGCUAUGAAGUAUUGGUUCUAUUGCGACAUUGGCUACGCGAUUGGUUCUAUCCUAUGCAAAAUCUCCGUAUCGAUCUUCAUUCUCCGCAUCACCAUCCACAGAGUCCACCGAAUCGUCAUCGGAGUCGUCGUCGGCCUGGUUGUCGUUGCUGGGUUUGCGUUCUUCGUAAUUCUCCUCACACAAUGCAAGCCAAUGGCCUUUUGGUAUCUUCGUCUUAGCACUGAGGAGGUUGGCAAGGGCACCUGCAUAUCCACACAUGUCGCGAUGGAUGCGCUCUAUGCCUUUAGUGCAACCUCGGCGGUUUUUGACAUGACGAUCGCGGUCCUCCCUAUCCUGCUGGUUCGGAAGCUGAAGAUGCAAAGUGACGUGAAAAUUGCGGUGGCUGGUCUGCUCAGCAUGGCCUGCGUGGCGUCCGUCGCUGUCAUUGUCCGCAUUCCUUACAUCCCGACGCUCCUUAAAACCGACUUCUUGUACGAAACCACCCCUGUCGCCAUCUGGUCGAACAUCGAAACCGGUCUGGGUAUCUUCGCCGGCAGCAUGGCCACCCUCCGACCCCUGUUGCGCAAGUUCCGGCCAUCGACCUACCAAAACACCUGGCCCAGCUCCUCGCGCGGCAAGCGCAGCAAGUCGAUGCCGCUGCAGUCGAGCCAGCGGCAGGAUUCCGACCGCAUCCCCUUGGAAGAUCGUUUGUACGGCACCACCUUUUUCACCGUCGAAGCGGGUAAUGAUCGGUAUUCUUCCACAGGGUUGGACCAGGUUCCGAUAUUACCGAAGCAGACAUACAUGCCACAGAUUAGCGUGAAGCGGGAGGUUCAUGUGACGACUGUUUAGGACUGGACGGGAUGGUGAAGGUCUGAUGAGACGAAGUCUGA
Aspergillus aculeatinus CBS 121060 is the source of this 1261-nucleotide messenger RNA. RefSeq lists its product as uncharacterized. Lineage: Eukaryota; Fungi; Ascomycota; Eurotiomycetes; Eurotiales; Aspergillaceae. The transcript has 3 exons. The record is from RefSeq and is a predicted model, not a curated record. The coding region runs from base 147 to 1220 and encodes 357 amino acids.